Molecule: messenger RNA, 1840 nt
Organism: Ooceraea biroi (clonal raider ant)
Lineage: Eukaryota; Metazoa; Arthropoda; Insecta; Hymenoptera; Formicidae
Gene: Naxd
Product: NAD(P)HX dehydratase
Biological process (GO): metabolite repair
Molecular function (GO): ATP-dependent NAD(P)H-hydrate dehydratase activity
Source: RefSeq, a predicted model, not a curated record
UGCCUGUGGAAUGGCAACCCGACGUACACGCCACAAGUUACCAUUAGAGAGACGUGUCGCAUUUUUUAUCUUUAAUUCACGAAACGUCCGCUACGACUCGAAAUAAUAAAUUAGGAGCGGUUAUAUUUUUAUUAUAACACAAUAAGUCAAUAGUGUAAAAUAAAAUUUAAAUUGUUUUAAAAAAUUUUUUAUUUUAAAGUGGUAUAUCUCAAAGCAAAAUGUUGAUGCUCAUUAGCAGCGUGACGCUUUGUAUUUCACGUCAAGUCGCCAACAAUGCAAAUCGAUAUGUGCCAAUUGACUGAUGCAAAUCAGAGGGUGAAUGGUCUUGGUUACGUUUGACUGUUAUGAUUGUGACGUGCGACUUUAUUAACAAAAUCCGCGACAUGUUGUAAAUAGUAGUAGAUUCGGUCAAGUCAAACAGUCCAGUUUGACACAAAAUUUGUCGUGAAUUUCUCAUAUUAUUGCGACCAAUUUAUAUCUGUGCGCCUUGUUCGAUCUCCUGUGUAUUGUAUCGCGCGAAGGAACAUUAUUAGCACAGGCUUGUUAAUUAUCAGUACCAGGCGACAUACCAAAUUAAUAUUAAUGUCCAAAAUGUCUAUGUCAUCGUCAAUGGAUGAGCGCAUGUUAAGAGGAAUCAGAAAGGUGAUACCGAAUCUGAUCAGCACUAAGCAUAAAGGUCAGGAUGGCAGGAUUGGGAUCUUCGGUGGUAGCACCGAGUACACGGGAGCACCGUACUUUGCAGCGAUGAGUGCACUGAGAACCGGUGCCGAUCUCGCUCACAUAUUCUGCACGAAGGAUGCCAGUGUGCCCAUCAAAUCGUUCAGUCCGGAGCCUAUAGUUCACCCGGUGUUGGAUCAGUGUGAUUCGAUAAAACAGAUAAAGCCCUGGCUCGACCGACUGCACGUUGUCCUGAUCGGACCCGGGCUCGGCAGGGACGAGAAGGUGUUCAAGACGAUUGUCGAAUUGAUAUCGAUCUGCCGCGAGAUGAGGAAGCCGUUGGUCAUCGACGCGGACGGGCUGUUCCUGGUCUGUCAGAAGCCUGAGAUCGUGAAGGACUAUCCAGGAGUUAUUCUAACGCCGAACGCGAUGGAGUUCAGUCGGUUGGCUAAAGCGGUGCUGGACAGGUCCAUCGCGCCGAAUCCCCUGGCCAAACCCGCCGACGUGAAGCACGUCGCAGAGGCACUUGGAAAGAACGUGGUGAUACUGCACAAGGGAGCUAAGGAUGUGAUCGUGGAUGGUCAUAAAGGUACCGAGACCGUGUCCUGCGAGUUGGCUGGUUCUGGUAGAAGAUGCGGCGGACAGGGCGAUCUCUUGUCUGGCUCCUUGACCGUGUUCUGGUGGUGGGCGAUCUCUGCUGGUGCCAGCGAGUCCGCUCUGUCACCCUCAAUAAUAGCGUGUUACGCUGCGUCAAGACUAGUUCGAGAAUGCAACGCAUCGGCCUUUAAACUGAAGCAGAGGGGAAUGUUAACGUCGGAUAUGCUGGAACAGAUUCAGCCAGUCUUCAACGACACUUUUGAGACUCAUUGCAUCAAGUAAUGAACAAAGCCUGUGCCAAUCCUAUUUACAUUUAUGUUGGUUAUGAGUGAUUGAUAAUGUCUUCCUUGAAUAGAAUAAUAUAGUAGUUUAUUGGUUAUUUUUGUAUGCAAAUACAGUAACAAUUUAGUCUGUUACUUUAUUAUUAUGGAUUUUAGAGCUUCGUCGUUUAAUGGGAGAGGUCGAACUCGAAGCACUGAUACCUGACACAUUUCCCAACGUUAUUAUAUGCAAUUUAUAAUUUCGAUUAAUAAAUUCAACUACACGCGUUAAAAACUAAAAUGAAAGUGUAACUAAAAUGAAAAAA